AUGAAGUGGUAGCAGCACGUGUUCAAUAGAAUUCAGACCUAAGAGUAGCAGGCAGCCGCCUCCAUUUUUCGGCUUGAGAAGCCGAAGAAGAAACCCAACUCAUGGGAGAUUUAACCAUGGCAACCAAAGCUGUGGAUUUUUUAUCCCCUACGCUCUCCAUCCCAAAGCACCUAAGCCCUAAAGCCCCACCUAGGAUUUCGGCUAUCAGAUGCUCUGCUACUUCGCUUGACGGUUCUCGCACGGGUUUGGUGGAAAAACCCUGGAAUAUAUACAAUGCUAGGCUUGUGCUGGAAGAUGGUUCAAUUUGGAGGGCCAAGUCAUUUGGUGCUCCAGGAACUCAAGUUGCCGAAUUGGUUUUCAACACAUCUUUGACAGGGUAUCAGGAAAUUCUUACUGAUCCUAGUUAUGCUGGCCAGUUUGUCCUAAUGACAACCCCCCAUAUUGGCAACACUGGUGUUAAUUAUGAUGAUGAAGAGUCCAGACAGUGCUUUCUUGCUGGUCUAGUGAUCAGAAGUUUAAGUAUCAGUACUUCAAAUUGGAGGACUACAAAAACACUUGGCGAUUACUUAGCCGAGAGAAACAUCAUGGGAAUUUAUGAUGUUGACACACGUGCAAUCACCCGCAGAUUAAGAGAAGAUGGAAGUCUUAUUGGUGUAUUGAGCACAGAAGAAUCCAAAGCAGAUGAAGAACUUAUAGAAAUGUCUCGUUCAUGGGAUAUUGUCGGUGUUGAUUUAAUAAGUGAUGUUUCCUGCAAUGCUCCUUACGAAUGGGUUGAUAAAACAAGGUCAGACUGGGAUUUUAAUUCUCAUGCAAGAGAUGGAGUGUCUUACCGUGUUGUUGCAUAUGAUUUUGGAAUCAAGCAUAAUAUACUCAGGCGACUAGCUUCUUAUGGAUGUAAAAUUACUGUUGUCCCAUCAACAUGGCCAGCAUCUGAAGUUCUGAAGAUGAACCCAGAUGGAGUUCUUUUCAGCAAUGGCCCAGGAGAUCCUUCUGCAGUUCCUUAUGCUGUCGAAACAGUCAAGGAAAUUGUGGGUAAGGUUCCUGUAUUUGGAAUUUGUAUGGGUCAUCAGUUACUUGGCCAGGCAUUGGGGGGUAAAACCUUCAAAAUGAAGUUUGGUCACCAUGGAGGAAAUCACCCAGUUCGCAAUAUCAGAAAUGGAAAUGUUGAGAUCAGCGCACAGAAUCACAACUUUGCUGUUGACCCUGGGUCACUUCCUGAGGGUGUUGAAGUAACUCACAUCAAUCUUAAUGAUGGAAGCUGUGCUGGCCUUGCUUACCCUGCACUCAGAAUCAUGUCUCUUCAAUACCACCCGGAAGCAUCCCCAGGACCUCAUGACUCUGAUGGCGCUUUUAUGGAAUUCAUAGAGCUUAUGAAGAAGUCUAAACAGAAGGCUUGAGCAAUAUCUACAAAAAGUUUGAUCAGAUGUUUGAACUUGGAUAUAAUUCAAACAGUGGUCUUUAGAGGUGUCUCUUCAGCAUACUUUUCCAGUGUAGUUGAUACGGGCAGGCUAAGAAAACGGAGCAUAUUACAGUCUAGUCAGUGAAUGGAGAUCCAUUCCAUUAUAUUUAACUACAAUCAAGUUGGACCGAUCUGUGUAAGCUUGAAUUAUUUUUAUCUGAAUGCAUCUUAGUUUUACUACCACUCCUCAUCCGGCAUUUGACUUUAAAUUCACAUAUUUAAAUACCCUGUUGAGAUUGAGCGUUGAGGAUGUCUGUCUGAACUCUAGUUUGUCUAUAAAAGAACUCCCUGGUUUUCUGAA
Molecule: messenger RNA, 1760 nt
Organism: Carica papaya (papaya)
Lineage: Eukaryota; Viridiplantae; Streptophyta; Magnoliopsida; Brassicales; Caricaceae
Gene: CARA
Product: carbamoyl phosphate synthetase A
Biological process (GO): L-arginine biosynthetic process; 'de novo' pyrimidine nucleobase biosynthetic process; L-glutamine metabolic process
Cellular component (GO): carbamoyl-phosphate synthase complex; cytoplasm
Molecular function (GO): carbamoyl-phosphate synthase (glutamine-hydrolyzing) activity
Source: RefSeq, a predicted model, not a curated record